GCAGUAGUAGUAGUUGUUGUUAUUGUCGAACAAUACACCAUUUCUUAUACAUUUCAAGUUACAUCAAAUGAUUCAAUAUUCAUUCUUGAUCACUGUAUACAUUUCAAUUCAUCUUUCAUAUUGUUUGCACACACAAACAAAUGUGACAAAUCAUUCGACAUUGUUAUCCUCAUGUGAGCACUGCCCGAAAUGUAAUACAAAUAUGCAUUGCAACUAUUCACAAUGGAUAGUCAAAUUGGGACUGCCAGAGCAGAUUUUCUCACAAAACUACUGGUUGAAGAUAGUCCGAACGAAAUCAGACUGCCUUACUGAAUGCCGAUCACACCCUCAAUGUAAUCUAUACACAUAUGAAAUUAUCAAACCGAAAUGGUGCAAUCUGUAUUCUGAACUGAUUGAAAACGCUACGAUAAAGAUCAUCAAUUCAACUGACCAUAUGACUGGAGGAAGAGUGUGUUGUUGUAAGUUGAAAUCAUGUUUAUCAUGGUCAUAUUAUUAAUAAUAAUAAUCAUAAUGAGAAAUGUUUCGAAUAUCCAGUGUGAUUAGGGUCAGUGUAACAUGGUUUAUAUGAUUGAGGGUAGUUUAGUUGUAUUUUAUUUCGGUGAACUGAAAUGACACAUAUCAUUUGAGAAUAUGUAGUUGGCAUAAAGAAAGAAGCAAGUGUUUCCAUGCAAAGUUGAUCGUUAGAUCUUAGCUAAUUGUUACUGAUUAAUGCAUUGUAUGUCCAUUGUCCAUAGAAAUGUCAGUGAGUCAGCAGUCAGUCAGCCAGCAGUCAAUCAAUCAGUAAGCAACGGUUGACAGACGUUACAGAAAAGUGUUAAGUGAAGUUGAACAGUGAAAUACGUUUUAUCACAGUGUGUGUAUUUGAAGUUCCAGUCAACAUUCUCGGAACUUCAGUUAUUCUAAUUAGCUUUAACUUACAAAAGCCUGAUAACAUCACCAACCAGAAUGUUGCAACUUCUCUCUUCGAGGCAUCUCCUUGCACUAAUAUGUUUGCAAAGUUGCUUCACAUAUCUGAUGUUCCUCCAAUCACUUAACUGUAGAUGAUUACGCAUGAAUAAAUAAGAAUGUUUGUGGUAAGUGAACGGACACGUUUACACUGUGAACUACGAACAAUUCAUGGUAAUCGCAAUCACUCAUCAUAAUGAAAGUUCUUAUUAAGUAAACUGUUUGCUGAAUAUCUAUCUGUUGAAUGUUAGAUAUCAGUGAAUAUUUCAUUACAGUUUUAUAUUUGCCUAAUUGGUUAGCUCUAAUGUAAGCCAAUCAUCUAUGUACAUCGGUAACUCUUUCAAACCAUUUUCCCUUUUACGCUCUUCCUCUCUCUCUUCGUCUUAUUCUUCUUCUUCUUCUUCUUCGUCUUCUUCUUAUUCUUAUUCUUACAUCAUUAAACCAUUGUACAUUGAAUGUUAUUUGUAAAUGUUUGUGUUCAUACGUCUACUGACUAUUGUAUUGUAAUGAAUUGUACUGUAUUGUUAUGCAAUGUACUGUGCUGUACUUCACCAUGUCAGACAUUCUGUAACUAAAUGUAAAUAAACUAUUCAUUUGUUGUUUA
Schistosoma mattheei is the source of this 1549-nucleotide messenger RNA. Lineage: Eukaryota; Metazoa; Platyhelminthes; Trematoda; Strigeidida; Schistosomatidae. The record is from the annotation of a GenBank genome assembly.